AAAAAAAAAAACAAUAUCUUGACCUCCAAUUUUCAUGAAGUGUUUCAUGGUUGUGCUGAGAGGAAACCACAAGAUGAAGAUCUUGAGCUUUCAAAUGAAGAGACCACGAGUGCUUUGAAAAAAAAUGUAGAAAGUACCACCCCUAAAAGCAGACAUUCUCGAGAGAGGAAAAUCAAAAACAAAACUAUCUAUCCAGGCCAUGAAGAAGUCGAGGCAGUUAAUGCUUUUCGACAAGCAUUGAUUGCAGACAACUUGCUGCCAGAAAUACUUGACGAUCAUUGCAUGAUGUUGAGAUACCUUAAGGCCAAAAACUUCAAUAUCGGACACACUAAAGACAUGUGGAUCAGUAUGCUAAAGUGGAGGAAAGACUUUGGAGCCAACAACAUCUUGGAGGAUUUCAAGUUUAAUGAAUUGGAAGAAGUUUUACAAUACUUUCUCCAAGGUUAUCAUGGUGUUGACAGAGAGGGAAGGCCCGUUUACAUAAAAGUACUAGGACAGGCUGAUCCAAAGAAGCUUAUGAGAGUCACAACUAUUGAACGGUAUGUUAAAUACUACGUGCAGGAGUAUGAGAGAACUUUAGCCAUUCGGUACCCAGCUUGUUCAAUUGCUGCAGGAAGACAUAUUGCAACAAAUACAACAAUUGUAGACGUACAAAAUGUGGGGAUAAAGAGCCUAACAAAACCGGUGAUUGAACUCAUUAGGAGAUUGCAACAGAUAAACACCAACUAUCCUGAUACACUUAACCAAAUGUUCAUCAUAAACGCUGGUUCGGGCUUUAAGAUGAUAUGGAAUGUUGUUCAGUCCUUUCUUGAACCAAAAGCAAAAUCCAAGAUUCAUGUCCUAGGCACAAACUUUAAAAGCACAUUGCUUGAAGUAAUUGAUGCAAGUGAGUUACCAGAAUUUCUUGGUGGUAAAUGCAAUUGUGCAGAAAAAGGUGGAUGCAUGAGAUCUGGUAAAGGACCUUGGAAAGACCCCCAUAUUGUAAAGGGUAUAUCAGCUGGUAAAAUGAAAGGUUGCAUUUCAAAAUUUGUGUCAAUGAAUGAGGGAAUAGUACAUGAUGGUGGACGUUGCGCCUCAUUGGAAGAUGCAUAUGUACAGAGAAGUCAUUUAUCCAAAUCAACCACUUUGGCAGCCGAUCAACUUUCUCAAGUCGAAUGUAAGCAUUAAGAUUUGUAAAAUACCUAAAUUAGAUUGAACUAAGUUACCGUUGAUCAAAACUUACCAUUUAAAAAUAUCAAGUUUAUAAAUCCGUCUAGCUAUUCAUUCCACA
Erigeron canadensis is the source of this 1270-nucleotide messenger RNA. RefSeq names its product phosphatidylinositol/phosphatidylcholine transfer protein SFH2-like. NCBI's taxonomy places the organism in Eukaryota, Viridiplantae, Streptophyta, Magnoliopsida, Asterales, Asteraceae. The annotation marks the transcript as partial. The transcript has 9 exons. The record is from RefSeq and is a predicted model, not a curated record.